AUGGCAGCAGUAACUAUCGGCACCAACGUUGCAGGAGACAGACAUGAAUAUGAUCCUGAAAAAUGGGUAACGAGGGACCUGUCGGCUCUCAACUUGGGCAAUGACACCGAUGGUGCCACGCAAGAUUCGCAUCUUCCCACACGUCACCCAGAGACUGGCAUUGAUGUGCUUGUCGUUGGAGCCGGGAUGGGAGGAUUGAUGACCACGUUGGAAUGCUGGAGAAAGGGACAUAACGUGAUUGGCAUCCUUGAGCGCAACGACGGCCCCGUUUACUCUGGAGAUAUCAUCGUCAUACAGCCUUCCGCCGUCUCAGUAUUGAGACACUGGCCGGACAUGAUGCGUGACAUGGAAGACGAGCAAGUCAACGCCGCCGUAAGCUACGAGCAACACACAGGUAGACACAUCUACGGUCCUUCCGUCCCAUCAUUCAACGAACCCGAAUACCUUGCCGACCGUAAAGGCCCCUUCGUAGCCCCCGCCCAAAUCCGUGAAAAGUUUUAUCGAAUGCUUCUCCGCCAGGUUGCAAAGCUCGGCUUCAAGGUGCAAUACGGAAAGCGUGCGGUCCGUUACUUCGAGGAUGUUGCUGCUAAGAAAGGCGGUGUUGUCUUGGAGAGUGGAGAGGUCCAAAUCGCCGAUGUCGUCGUUGCUGCCGAUGGACUUCGAUCGUCAUCCGAGCUUCUGAUCGCUGGAGGACAUACUCCUACAAAGUCCAGUGGCAUGUCUAUCUACCGCACGGCUUAUCCUCGCGAGAUCGCCAUGGAAGACGAAUCCGUCCGCAAGCGAUGGGCCGACAAGAAAGAAAUUUGGGAGUACUGGCUGGGUCCAGGCAUGUACAUUGGAGUCUUCUUCUCCAAAGAUAUUGUAUCGUGGGGUUUCACCCCUCGAGAUAUACAUAGCGGAGCAACCGAGUCUUGGGAGCCCGAUACUGAUCCGGAGGAUGUGGUUAAGGAGCUCCUGAAGGUCCCGGGCUGGGACGCUUCAAUCGCCGCUCUCAUACGUACUGCACCCAAAGGAGCUGUGGUCCAUUGGCCGCUACUAUGGCGUGACCUACGGCGCGAUUGGACCUCCGCUCAUGGCCAUGUUGUGCAAGUGGGCGACAGUGCUCAUAGCUUCGUGCCCACCUCUGGAAAUGGAGCCACACAGGCGCUGGAGGAUGCCAUCACGUUGGCCACUUGCUUGCAGCUUGGAGGAGGACCCCGGAAUGCUUUGCUAGCAACAAAGAUCUACAAUCUCCUCCGUUACGAGCGUGUGAGCUGUGCUCAAAAAAUGUCCUUUGUGAACUCGCAACUCAAGACCGAAACCAAUUGGGACGCAAUCUGGGCCGAUCCCAUCAAGGUUCGCACGCGCUUUCCCAAGUGGAUUCAUAACCACGAUCCCGAGGAGUAUGCCUACAACAAAUAUAGCCAAGCGUUUGCACAUCUCGUCGCUGGGGCGGACUUUGCUAAUGAAAAUUUCCCCCCGGGCCAUAAAUUCGUUUCUUGGACCAUUGACGAGGUCUAUGCAGAUAUUGAGGCAGGCAAGAAUGUGGAAAGUCUAUUGGACGGGGAUUGGUCUUAG
Messenger RNA from Talaromyces marneffei, 1557 nucleotides. RefSeq lists its product as uncharacterized. The record is from RefSeq and is a predicted model, not a curated record. Gene Ontology annotation, biological process: secondary metabolite biosynthetic process. The transcript is spliced from 2 exons. NCBI's taxonomy places the organism in Eukaryota, Fungi, Ascomycota, Eurotiomycetes, Eurotiales, Trichocomaceae. Bases 1 to 1557 code for a protein of 518 amino acids. Gene Ontology annotation, molecular function: monooxygenase activity; FAD binding.